Syngnathoides biaculeatus (alligator pipefish) is the source of this 3217-nucleotide messenger RNA. RefSeq names its product sphingosine-1-phosphate lyase 1 (gene sgpl1). Bases 566 to 2263 code for a protein of 565 amino acids. Gene Ontology annotation, cellular component: endoplasmic reticulum. NCBI's taxonomy places the organism in Eukaryota, Metazoa, Chordata, Actinopteri, Syngnathiformes, Syngnathidae. The record is from RefSeq and is a predicted model, not a curated record. Gene Ontology annotation, molecular function: pyridoxal phosphate binding; sphinganine-1-phosphate aldolase activity. The transcript is spliced from 14 exons. Gene Ontology annotation, biological process: sphingolipid catabolic process; carboxylic acid metabolic process.
UUUUUGACUUUUGUGCGCUUUUGCUUGUUGGGCAGUGUUUUGUUUUUUGUUUUUUUUUUUUACCCCCCCAUCGCUCAUGUAAAAUAGGUACCUUGGCCCGAUGAAUGUAGGGAAACACUGGACUACGCUACGGCUGACUGCGGAAACAAUUCUUAAUGACUUAAAUGGGGCUCUUUUCACUCCAAAGCAAAGUUGGAUAAUCUUUCAAACGGUAAAACGGUGUUCUCUGUGACGGACGACAAAAUAAACAAGAAUGCUCCGUCCAGAGUUUAACUGUGCUUUGGGACGCUUUUGACCUAGAUCUAAAAAGAACAUGGAUGCAAAUUUGAUGUGGACGAACUUUGAUCCAGUGCGUUGAGGUGUCUGCACAUAUGCAACGCGUGCGCAGGCCCUUGCCUACUUCCGGAAUCCGCGUUAGCUUGCAGCUGUGUUGUGUUGUGUUGUCGAUAUUAGCAUAGCGUGUAGAUGACAAGAGAGCCGAGACGUCAAGCAGGCGCUUUGGAGGUCACUUUCCUUUGUCCUGGCUCAAAAAACAAGUUUGUCGCUGCCAAAACGUCGUGACAACAUGGAUUACUGGAGUGCCUCGGAGGUGUACAAGGAGAUGGUGGUCCUCUACCUGGAGGAGGGCCGGCAGCAGGUCAACUCGUACUGCAGGGACUUGGAGCCAUGGCAGAUUAUCGCAGUGACACUUGUCACCACACUUGGAGCAGUCUGGCUUAAAGGAUUCCUCUUCCAACAAGAAAGUCUCCUUUCCAGAAUGAAGAAGCAGUUCUUUCGACUCAUCAGAAAAAUACCCUUUGUCGGCGGGGCGAUCCAGAGCCAACUGAACAAGGCUUUAGAUGACAUGUCUGCUAGUCUGUGCACUCUGAAGAAUGGCAUGAGUUACACUAAAAAGCUGCCUUCAAAAGGCCUCUCGCAGAGCCAAGUCCUUGACAAGAUCAGCGAGUAUCAAACUCUGAACGAAGUGCAGUGGCAGACUGGCUGUGUUUCAGGUGCAGUGUACUGGGGUGAUGAAACACUGACUAAACUCCUGGUGAAGGUGUAUGGAGAUUUUGCAUGGAGCAACCCACUUCACCCAGACAUCUUUCCUGGUGUAAGAAAGAUGGAGGCAGAGGUCGUCAGAAUGGCUUGCACGCUUUUCCACGGUGGACCCAACUCGUGUGGCACGGUAACUUCAGGAGGAACGGAGAGCAUACUGAUGGCCUGCAAGGCAUACAGAGACAUGGCGUAUGAACGAGGUGUCAAAUACCCAGAAAUUCUCGCGCCAGUUAGUGUCCAUGCAGCCUUCGACAAAGCGGCACAUUACUUUGGGAUGAAGCUUGUUCACAUUCCCCUCAAUACAAAAACAAUGCAAGUUGAUGUGAAGGCUAUGAAGAGAGCCAUCAAUAAGAACACAGCCAUGCUUGUAUGCUCAGCCCCCCAAUUUCCACACGGGAUUAUGGACCCGAUUGAAGACGUCGCAAAGCUGGCUGUGCACUACAACCUGCCACUGCAUGUGGAUGCCUGUCUGGGCGGUUUUCUGAUCGUCUUCAUGGCCAAGGCUGGCUACUCCCUUGCACCGUUUGACUUCAGAGUAAAAGGUAUUACCAGCAUCUCUGCAGACACUCACAAGUAUGGCUACGCCCCCAAAGGUUCUUCAGUGAUUCUCUACAGUGAUAAAAAGUACCGGCACUAUCAGUACUUUGUGGCUCCAGACUGGCAGGGUGGAAUUUAUGCCUCACCCUCCAUAGCGGGCUCCAGGCCUGGUGGAAUUGUUGCAGCCUGCUGGGCAACUAUGAUGCAUAUGGGAGAGAAUGGAUAUGUGGACGCCACUCGGAAAAUCAUCCAUGUAGCACGCAAAAUCAAAACAGAGGUUAGAAAGAUGAAAGGUGUGUUUGUCUUCGGGGAUCCACAAGUGUCAGUAGUGGCAAUCGGGUCAAACGAUUUCGAUAUUUUCCGUCUGUCUAACGCACUGACGUCAAAGGGCUGGAAUCUGAACACACUUCAGUAUCCAUCCAGCAUCCACAUUUGUUGCACAGUUCUGCACACCCAGCCGGGUGUUGUAGAACGCUUUGUUUGUGAUGUCAGGGAACAAGUUGCCAUCAUUAUGAAAAACCCCAGAGAGAAAACCACAGGAAUGGGAGCGAUCUAUGGCAUGGCCCAGUCCAUCCCAGACCGGUCCAUGGUAACUGAGAUCUCCCAAGGCUUCCUGGACUGUCUCUACAGCACAGAGGUGGCCAAUUCCAGCACCAGCCACAUGAACGGUAACGGCAAAGCUCACUAAAAGGAUCAGGGUUGUUCUGAUCCCACUGCAGAUGCGGAAACUUGCUCACCUCCUCCCAUUAUUCCGAGUUCAUCGCUGAAUGGUUGCCUUACCCUGCAUCGCUGCAGAUAAAACGCCUGCAAAGAUUUUUGUCAAAGCACAAGACAUCGUUGUAAUCAUCCCAGAGGCAAAUCACUCAAGGACUGGCUCUCUUAAAUGUGUUUUGAUGUUUAAUUAGUUCUAUAAUAUAGUGAAUGUAUUUGUCAUUAGUUUCAUUUCAAAAUUAGGCAAUCUGCAUAGCCAGCAUUUUUUUAAAAAGCCACAACAUUUCAGUUUGCUGCUGUCAUUUUCUCAAUCUCUGACUCAGCGCAAAAAAAAAAAGCAACCCAACAAAAAAGAAAAAGACCACUGAGAGCUUCAUGUUUUUCUGCGCUUGUGAAACAGGAUCCAACUGCAUGACAUCAGUUCUGUACAUCAUGAAAACGGUUCUCUAUUAGCAUUUUUAACUUUAAAAGCACUUCAAUGGCCAGGCAGGAACAAAUCCAGUUCCUGUUUAAACCACUCAAUCAUCCUCUCCACUUUUAAGUCCUCCUUUGAUAGCACUUAAUGUCAUUACUUUCAUUUGUUAUGCAUUUGUUGUACAUUUGUAGUUGGACUUGUAAACGGGGGUGGGGGGGAUUAUUUCAAAUGUGAAAGUGUUUUACAUCACAUUGUCGGACACAUUUUUGAAAUUGAACAGCUAGUGUAACCCAAAGCAUAACAGCUACAGUGUAUUAGUUGUCUUACUCAUGUGAUAACAAGACUAUAACUACAGGUAAAUCACAUUUAAAAGCUCAAUGAAGCAAUUGUAGCUGUUUUCUAACAGCAUGUGGUCAAGUGUAUGACUUCCAUAUUUUAAUAACUGUCCUAAUUCAAUCUACCUCACUUUGUACUUCUACUUUCAGAGAAAACCUACAGAGCAACUAUUUGCUUUUA